Molecule: messenger RNA, 665 nt
Organism: Paramuricea clavata
Lineage: Eukaryota; Metazoa; Cnidaria; Anthozoa; Malacalcyonacea; Plexauridae
Source: the annotation of a GenBank genome assembly
AUGUCUUACGAGGAAAUGGACAUGUUGGCUGAUGUGCUACCCACAAUGUCAAAAUCUGCCCAAGCAACAAAUUAUGCUGAAUUGGGCGAAAGUAAAGAUUCGUAUGGUAACGAAUAUCGCACGAUUUUGAAAAGUAGCAAAUACGCCGGGUUGAAAGUUUCACACCAACCAACAAGGACAACGAUAUCGAUGAUCCAGAACCUUCUACGCACGUUACCCCACCUGCAGCGAGUGAUUGUUGGUCGGAAUCUUUCGAUAAAUUUUAUAUCAAUAAGAAUUAUGAUUGGAAAAGAAUAGCCAAUAUUAUUCGUGAUUUCUGUUGUGAUGCGUAUAAUGCCUUAAAUUCCUCUAACUCGACGGCCAUUGACGUAAUACCCCCAACACCAACACCCACAACACCUGUUGAACAAAAGCAGUUGGAUCCACCAAAAAAGCGAAAGAAUAACGCGACUAAAGGUGGUGCUGAGACGUCAAAGAAGAAGAAAACCAAAGUUGUAUUGUCCCCGGACAAUGAGCGUGAAAAUGAGGUGAGGCCAAAAUUUAAAAUUGCACAAGACCGCGCUACAAAAAUUAUAAUGAUGUAUAUGUGUAGGUAUAAGAAAGAUUGUGAAGAAACAAUUGCACAAUUUGGUAAGGAAAUGUAUGAACUGUGUCCCUACCCAUGA